AUGGAAUAUUUUAAAAGUACAACUUUGAGUAGUUACAUCUCAAAAGUCAGUACAACACUAGAUUAUGGUAUUAAGAAAAAUAGGAACUAUUUUAUUUCGUCGCAAAUUUGCAAAGCUCUUGCGUACUUGCACAAUCUAACUCCAAGCAUUCUUCACAAAGACAUCAAGCCGGAAAAUAUUCUUAUAAAUGAAGAAUUGGUGAUUAAAGUUUGUGAUUUAGGAUUG
Molecule: messenger RNA, 225 nt
Organism: Cotesia congregata
Lineage: Eukaryota; Metazoa; Arthropoda; Insecta; Hymenoptera; Braconidae
Source: the annotation of a GenBank genome assembly